Cygnus olor (mute swan) is the source of this 8003-nucleotide messenger RNA. RefSeq names its product adducin 3 (gene ADD3). Gene Ontology annotation, molecular function: actin filament binding. Gene Ontology annotation, cellular component: postsynaptic density; cytoskeleton; plasma membrane. Gene Ontology annotation, biological process: barbed-end actin filament capping. The transcript is spliced from 14 exons. NCBI's taxonomy places the organism in Eukaryota, Metazoa, Chordata, Aves, Anseriformes, Anatidae. The record is from RefSeq and is a predicted model, not a curated record. Bases 3999 to 5897 code for a protein of 632 amino acids.
UUAUUUCUUCCAGAGUCUGGCUGCAAUGUGACACAAUGUUCUUGAGAGUCAGGACUGAAAAUUAUCAUCUUGUUUCCUCAUAAAUACAGUAUUUUUCACAAAAGUACCAGAAAACAUGUGUCUUCUUACUUGUCUGCCUAAUGCAGGUCCAGGAUUGCAUUGAGCAUAAUGCUUUUGUUGUACAGCUACAGAAUUACAGAGUAUUAGAAGUUUGCAUAAAGCUUCGUUGCUCCUCUGGUUUAUUCCAGUUGACGAGUAGGAAUUGGUUUGAAGGUGUUUUGGAAGAGGAGGAAGAGAGUUUAUCAGACACAGUUUCAAAAAGAGUCUGCUCACUGGUAAAUCUUCACCCGGUCUUACAUGUUGAUGUAUGCAUUCAGAUCGGAGAAAUAGUCAUUGACUCAUCUCCUGGCAAGUACCAGUACAUAGCAAGGAUAAUGCCUUUCUUUUCUAAAAAUACAUGAGCAUGUAUGGACUCGAGGUGAGAUUGAGUGAAGACGUACUUUCUCCAAACAAAGAAUUACGGUAUAAAGCUAAAGGGUUAAGCACUGCCGCACAGGAGGAAGCUUUGGUACUCAUAUAUUGAAUUAACAAGCCUUUUUCUUUGUUCCCGGUAGGAAAAUCUACAUCCCUUAGCACGAAAAUAAAUUAGAGAAUAUAUUUCAGGAACCACUGUAUAUUUUGAGCAGUGUGUGUUAUUGUAAUGGCUACAGCCCUGACCAGACACCCUCAGACAUCAAACUGCUGCAUCUGUCUGAUGUGCCAUUUGAUGCACAUAUUGAUGUGCAGUCUGACUGCUCCUCUCUGAUGUGCAAUUUCCCUUUCCUAAAUUAAAUAAUUUAAAGGCUACUGAAAAGCUAUUCUCAUUACCUCUGAUGUUUGCUAAUGUCUUGGAGCCUGUUCGUAAUAACUCUUAAACAAAUCAUAGGAGUUUUGCAACGCUGCCCACGAAGAACCUCCUGACAUUAUCAGUGAUUUCUCAGGCGUUUGCUUGAUGCUAUGUGUAACCUAUGUGCGUCUGAAGGCCUGCACAAUCUGAUGGGACCCACAUGUGGUGUUCUGUGUCUGUCUGGUGGAAAGUACGUACGUUCAGCCAGGUUAGCCACGUCCAGCCUGAUAGCAUCUGGAAGUACAACUGGCCGUGGUUUUAACAGAAAAGCAUUUAGGUCUAUUUCAGUAAUGUCUGCAAGUUCAGAAGGUUUGGGUACUGGGCUUAUUUUUAAAGGAAAGGAUACAUUUCUGCGGUAGACUAAUUUCAUUUCUUUACAUUGGUUCUAAGAUACUUUACCUGUAAUAUAUCCAAAAUAGGAAAAGCUUUUUUUUUUUAAUCUUCACAAUUAACUCUAAAACUAAAACCCGUUUUGUCAUUUUACAUGCUAAAUAAUCGUAUUCUGCUUGUUAUACAGAAUAACUACUUCUUUCAAUGAGUAAACAUCUAUCUGCUAUAUCAUCAAAACCCUAAUUUAAGCUGUGGUAUGCAAGUGCUCCUGGCCUUCCUUUCCUUCUGGCAUUUCACUGGUGCCCUCACCAUGGCAACUGAAAGCUUCAAAACCACUUUUUUUUUUUUAAAAGGCCAUGAAAAGCCAUGAUUGCCCAGCUAUCCUGUAUGGAGGCUGUGUGGUCACUUUGUUAUUGCGUUCUGGGGGCCUGUGGGGCACAGCAGCUGCCUGCCUGCUGAAUAGGGUCAGGGUGGAAAUGGGAGAGGGUGCGUAAAUUUACUUGGCAUAUACACAAAAUAGAAUUAGAUGUAUUUCAUAAUUCUACUAUGCAAGCAAAAAGUAGUCAAAUUUAUGUACGAGGCAAUGAGCUGAAUGGUUGAAACACACAAAUGCCUGGCUAUUGGCAUUUAAAUGCCUGGUUUACGUUUUGAGCUUACCCAGGAAUGUUUCUUGUGGCUCAUCAAGGUGCAUUGAGCGUGCCCUGGCCAUCUUUGCCCAUGAAACCCGUUUGGUUUGAGGCUGAGAAGCAGCUUGCUCGCAGGAUCUCAUUGUGCUUUGCUUUCUUUCUGUGCUGGCUGGGAGGGCGUAUCAGGCCCCUGCGGCCCCGCAGGGCGAUGCUGGUUCAGUGCCGCUGUUGCAUAACAGCAGUAAUUCAGUUGUGCCUGUGUGUAUCACAAAAUCGUUUUCCUUACGCUUAGGUUAAACGUCCUUCUGUCCCUUGUCUGUCCUUCCUGCCCCUACGUGUGCCUGCCCCGGCCGGUCCUGCCCAACCCGGUCCCGCUUGGCGGCUGCCUUAGCGUGCAGGGUACGGGCGGAUUUUGCUCCUCGUAAACAAGCAAACAAACCCACACUCGAUUUUUUUCUGGCUAUGUUUUUUUUUCCAAACCAUCAGGACAGAAAUGAGGGAUAGUUUUGUAUAUUUACUUUUUCCCCAGGUUUUCCAUUUGUCUGGCUUGCUUUGCUCUGUAUCGGAUGAACAUCCAGUGUUUUCACAACACCGCUCCCUUUUGAGGCAGUUUAUUUUUUUAAAAUACCAAAGUCCAUUCAGUUGCUCGUGCGUUUCAGCUUACACUGCUCUUUCCCCAUAAGUUCAGAAGCCCUGUGGGUCCUUCAGGAGCAUGGCCCGCUGCUGGCAGGGAAGGGCUGCCCGUCUCCUCUGUGCCUUGGGGCCUCUGCCUGGACCAGCCUCUCGUUCUGCAGCUCCCUCGUCUGGCUUCGGGCGUCUCUGACAGCUUCGUGGCUUUCUGCUGGGGAGGUGUGGACGUUUCCCUUACUCUCCUCUCAUUGAAACGUUUUUAUUUUUUUAAUCUGUGCUAUUUUGCUCUGUUAUGUUAGAAAAGAAAGUUACCUUUGACUCCUCUCUUACUCCCAUGUUGCUACUUUCCAUUUAGUUUGAACUCAGGCUUUCAUUAGAUAAAAGUGCCAAUGUUUUCCAGAUUGAAUAAAUAUACAUAUAUUUUUAUUUCUAAUCUUCCUGUUGUUGAGCUGCUUGGGUUUGGGUUUUUGUUGUCGGGGGGGUGGUACAGAUCCUGCUGUAACUGCAGCACCAUGUCCUUUAGGUUAUUCAAGUCAUUCAGCAGCCAGGUCUGCCUGCCUUCUGCCUGAUGAUUUUUCUACGGCCCUAUAUGUAUUUAAAGUUACUAAAUGUAAAUAUCACUUGAUCUGCCUUAAUUCUACAGGAAAGCAAUAGGGAGCUGUAAAAUAAGAAGCGUUGUAAUGAAACCCACCGUUUUUCUUCCAUUCACUGGUGUUGUGAAUUCUGCCACUGAAGGCAUCAAGUCAGUCUGGUGAGCAAGCAGGGGUUGCCACUGCAGUACAGGUAAUGAGUGGCAGUUAAAAGGACCUACAUAGCUCUUAGCUGUGCUCACUUUUAAGUAUUUUUUUUUGACAUUUUCUUCUUGGAGACAGAAAAUGUCUCCAUAUUAUAAAAAUAUCUCCGUUUAUAAAAAUAAUCCUGUGCUUUAGCAUGAGUUCCUAGCAGCGCCUGGGAACUCGUAGAGAGCAGUGGCUGCUGGCUGCAGGAGGCACCUCGUGCUGUGCUCUGGUCCGAGGGUACCUUUGUACCCCUCCUGCAGGCGUUUCUUUGGAAGCAUGGCCCCAGCUGGGAUGGAACAGGAAAAACCAGCCCAUACUGAGCUGGCAGCGGGACGCUUCUUGUCCUUCGGGUCGCUCAGGCCAGUCCAGAUACCCACACACCUCAUUGCAAGUGAAGAGAUCAUCGCAGCUGUAUACUAUACCCCAGACUUAUUAAUAAGCCUGUUUGUUUCUGCAUCAACACCAAAGCCUCUCUUACUAUUUUUUUUAACUCGUAGAGCUAACAAACACUUGUUGCUCUUAUCUCCUCCUUGCAAGCCUUAACUCAGUGGCGGUUUUUUGCGGCCAGCUCCACCCUUCCCCACUCAGGCACGGGUUGUUUGUAUCUGCACGGCGGGCUGGAGGCAGCCUGGUGCAGAGCUGUUUUCGCCAGCUGCUCUCGGUGAAGCCCUUCCUCCCCGGGCAGCCGCGAUCGAGCACCAGAGAUAGGCUUUUAGAGAAGAUCUGGAAUGCCUUAUUCAAGAACAGAUGAAGAAGGGCAAUAACCCAACCGGACUGCUUGCGUUACAGCAGAUUGCUGAUUACAUUACAGCAAGCUCUUUUGCAGGCUUUUCCUCAUCUUCACUCAGCCAUGGAAUGGUUACCCCUAUCAAUGAUCUACCUGGAAUAGAUACCUCCUUGUUUGUCAAGGGAGAAAAACUUACUCGUUGCAAGUUAGCCAGUUUAUACAGAUUGGCUGACUUGUUUGGGUGGGCACAUUUGCCAAAUGCCUAUAUCACAGUCAGAGUAAGCAAAGAACAUGACCAUAUUCUAAUCAUUCCAAGAGGUCUGUCCUUUUCUGAAGCUUCAGCUUCCAAUUUGGUUAAGGUAAACAUCCUAGGAGAUGUAGUUGACCAGGGGAGCACAACUCUAAGUAUUGACACGGCAGGAUUCAGUCCGCACGUGGCCAUCUACUCCACGCGCCCUGAUGUCAGGUGUAUAAUACACAUACACACCCCUGCAACAGCAGCUGUUUCAUCUAUGAAGUGCGGCAUCCUUCCAAUAUCUCAAGAGGCUCUGAUUUUGGGAGACGUUGCGUAUUACAAUUAUCAGGGAUCUCUUGAUGAACAGGAAGAGAGAAUUCAGCUUCAGAAAGUUCUUGGACCCAGUUGCAAGGUAUUAGUCUUGAGAAACCAUGGUGUGGUAGCACUAGGAGAGACACUGGAAGAAGCAUUCCACUAUAUUUUCAAUGUGCAACUGGCCUGUGAAACACAGGUGCAUGCAUUAGCUGGAGCAGGUGGGAUAGACAAUCUCCUACUACUGGAUCUGCAGAAGUUCAAGCCUUCCACACAUGCUGUGGCAGCAGCUGGAGGAGGUGGAGUUAAUAUGGCUUCGCAACAGAAAUGGAAAGUUGGGGAACAGGAGUUCGAAGCACUCAUGCGGAUGCUGGACAACCUGGGAUACAGAACUGGCUAUGCCUAUAGGCAACCGUUAGUCAGGGAAAAGCCCAGACACAAGAGUGACGUUGAGAUCCCAGCCACUGUGACUGCCUUUUCCUUUGAAGAUGAUGCAGUCCCGCUGUCCCCGCUGAAAUUCCUGGCGCAGAAGCAACAGAGGGAAAAGACAAGAUGGCUGAACUCCCCCAACACGUACUUGAAAGUGAAUGUGCCUGAGGAGUCCUGGAAUGGAGAAGCCAGUCCUAGGACCAAGAUCACGUGGAUGAAAGCUGAUGACUCUUCGAAAACUAGCGGAGGAACGCCAAUCAAAAUUGAAGAUCCAAACCAAUUUGUUCCUUUAAACACAAACCCCAGUGAAGUGCUGGAAAAGAGAAAUAAGAUUCGGGAACAAAACCGAUAUGACCUAAAGACAGCAGGACCGCAGUCUCAGCUGCUCGCUGGGAUCGUUGUGGAUAAAAAGCCAAGUCCACCAAUGCAAUUUGAAGAUGAUGAGCACGCACCACCAGCACCACCCAACCCAUUCAGUCAUCUCACAGAAAAAGAACUGGAAGAGUACAAGAAAACAAUUGAGCGAAAGCAGCAAGGGUUGGAAGAUGCUGAACAGGAAUUAUUCUCAGAUGACGGUUCAUCUGUGUCACAAAUUCAGUCACAAACUCAGUCCCCGCAAAAUAUCCCAGAAAAAUUAGAAGAAAAUCAUGAAGAUUUCUAUACCCAAAAUGCCAACCUAAUAUCUGUGGAGCUACCCGUUGUGGUGGUGAACGGCAAGGAAGAUGCACAUGAUGUGGAAGAAGACCUCACCAAGAGGGUCAGUCAGUUAACCACUAGUAGUACUGUGGAGAGCGUAGAGAUUACCAUUAAAAGCUCUGAAAAGAUAGAAGAGGCCCUGUCCCCUGAAGGGUCACCUUCCAAAUCCCCGUCAAAGAAGAAGAAGAAAUUCCGGACCCCGUCUUUCCUGAAAAAGAAUAAAAAGAAGGAGAAAGUAGAAGCAUAAAUGCAGUUCUGUUGUGAGGAGAUGUUGCACAUUUUAAACGUUUAAGUUGACCAUUAACAGAGUAGUGUUAGGGGUGUGCAGUAACUGGACUUUUUAACCUAAACAAAAAGGAACUGGAAGAGGUUUUGCUUUAAACAAAACGAAAAAACACCACCACCAAAAAAAAAAGACUUUCAUGUUAAUUAAAAUGAAUUCAUCUCUCACAUAACUGAGUCCAAAAUUGCUACGAGGGUUUGAAACAUUCAUUAGUUUUGUGUAGAACUACACUGUCAGGUGCUCAAAUACCAUCAUAGCAAGAUCAAAUACCAUCGCAGUAUGCAGCAGCAAAUUCUGCUUGGAGUAUUUUGCAGACCUUACAAUUUUCAGUACAGUAAAGUCUUUAAUAAAGUUACUUAGAGUGAUCGCAUGAGGGUUUUUUAAAGAAAAAAACACCUGCUUUCUCAAUUGGUAACCAGGUCAUGCAUUUUUGUAUUGUGAUUUUAUGACCAUAUAUUUUAUGUUUCUGUACCCCUGUUUGAGUGGGUGCAUAUUAACAGCACACCUUUAAAUCUUUUUUUAAGAUUAGAUCAUGUAGAAAUAUUAUACACUGGCACAUAAUAUUAGGGGAAGAACUGUGUAAGAGAAAGUUUAUUUGGAAUUAUACAAAAUGUCUAAGAAUUCCAUUCAUCAAUAACUUCUUUGCCAAAUACUUCAUUUUAGUGAAUUAUAAUUUUUGAAGACUUCUUUUUUAUUCUAUCAGUUGGGGGGGAACCCUUAUUUUUCAAGGAGGGGGGGGGUUUAUACGCUUAACAUUGAUAAUUUAGUUUAAGUGGCAAAACAAAAAAGAUUUUAUAUGUUCAAAUGUUUCUAUACCAUUCAGUAUAAAAGUAUUAUAGGCAUGUGAACCAAGCAUUUAAUAGUAGAGUGUAUUUAAGAAUGCUUGGUUUAGAAUAUACUUAAGUAUAAUUCAGGAAUCCAGGGAGUUAGAAAUCAGAAAGAAAAACAUACAAAAUUAUCGAACUGGAUUCAUGUUUAAAACUUAGUGUUGGGUUUUUUUCCUCAUGGUAUUGCUAAUGAAUGAAGAAAAAUAAUCUCUUAACAUAACCAAAUGAAGGAAACAAAACUGUUAAAAGGGAAAGUGAAAUAGUAAGAAAAUAGGAGGAGACAAAGAAAGUAAAAGUUUGGUGAUUAUUUUUUUUAAAUAUAUGAUAUGGAUUGUGGGAUAUUUUUAUUAAAUCAGCAAAGUGACAUUUCCAUAUUAGAAGUUUUAAAUAAUUUGUAUGGAUUCAUGUGGAGUGUAACGCUUUUUUGUUGUUGUUGUUCCUUACUUUCAUUUGAAUUGUAAAAGGGUCUCGUGAGUCUGUGUUGUCCUUUGGAUGAACCCAGAGCAAAUCAGAGCCUAGUGCCAUGGGUAAGGGUAGUACUGCCACUUACUCAUUUUUACUGAUAUUGUCAUCUUAUUACUUUUACUGUAUUGUAAAUACAAACUAAGCAUAGAAAUUAACAUAGUUUUCUUCACUGUGUCAAACUGUCUGUAAAUCAGUCAUCACAGUAGGACAUACAUUUGAAAGAUCCAUGUGAUUCCCAAAUUGCCAGUUGAAAUACUAUACAGUAUAUAAUUGUUAAAUAUGGCUGGAGAGUGGUUUGGCAUGCAAAAAUGUUGAUUAUAGCAUGUUCGGGGGCUGGUUAGCUUUGACCGUGUAAGUGUGAUAAUGCAAUGUUGGAAUGGAUCCUGGAAACAAUUUUCUAGCUAUCACUAAAUACUGGAAUCCGUGUUUUUAAUCAUAGUGGAAACUUUCAGUUGCUUACUUUGGUUUUUUUUUUGUUGUUGUUCUACAUUAUUUGUGUUGUAUUACAACAUAUGUAGAAACAGUAACCUGUGAACUACGCUUUUCAUAACUUUUUUAAAAAUAUAUCUAAAUGAAUGCAAUGUGCAUAAAUAUUUUUUAAAAUGCAACCGUGAACUAUUUGCACCUUUUGCUAAUGCCUCUAUUUACUUGCUUUGGCAUAAAGAAUGAGCCAGCCAACUCUUGUGUCCUGUGGAAAAUAUAUAAAUGUUAUCUGAAAUUGCUCAUAGAUGUAAUGCUAAUUAAUGUUAAAUCACAAAUAAACAGUAUUUUAAAUAGA